AUGGCUCGUAACUCGGAGAAGGCGCAGUCGAUGCUGUUUCGCUUCCGCGAAGCACAGGCAGCAGAACUAGGCAUCGUCGACGUCGGCCGUUCCCGUCGCCCCCGCCGUAUCACGGAGGUGGAGACGGUUCCCGCAUGCGAGAAAUGGCGUGGGCAGGUGGUCAAGGAGAUUUCGCGCAAGAUGACUCGGAUCCAGGAGUCCGCGCUGAGCAACUUUCAGAUCCGUGACCUCAACGACGAGAUCAACAAGCUGAUGCGGGAGAAGCAUAUGUGGGAGGUUCAGAUACGCAAUUUGGGCGGACCGAAUUACAUGCGAGGCGGGGCCAAGAUGUACGACGACCAGGGUCGAGAAAUUGUCGGCGGCGGCAAAGGGUACAAAUAUUUCGGCAGGGCAAAGGAUUUGCCUGGUGUCAAGGAGUUAUUCGAGGCGGCUACGCGUGCAAAGACGGAGAAGCCUCUCGAGGAGAACAAGGAACUGCGGAGGAUUGUCGACGCGGCAUACUACGGCUACGGCCCUAAUGAGGAAGACGACGAGCUGCUCCAAUACGAGGCUGACAAGGAGCAUCAGGCGGUCUCGAACCUGCUCGAAACAGGAUCCCAGGAGGCUCCCGAUGGGUGGAUAUCACUACCGGGAGAUGCGGGAGAUGGGAAGGCUUGGGAAUUACCGACGCUUGAUGAGGUGCAGGAGGAGCUCAUCGAGAGAAGAAGACGAAAGUUGCUAGAGCAGAUCUGA
Geosmithia morbida is the source of this 732-nucleotide messenger RNA. RefSeq names its product pre-mRNA-splicing factor ISY1. Bases 1 to 732 code for a protein of 243 amino acids. Gene Ontology annotation, biological process: mRNA 3'-splice site recognition; generation of catalytic spliceosome for second transesterification step. Gene Ontology annotation, cellular component: Prp19 complex; post-spliceosomal complex; post-mRNA release spliceosomal complex. The record is from RefSeq and is a predicted model, not a curated record. The transcript has 2 exons. Lineage: Eukaryota; Fungi; Ascomycota; Sordariomycetes; Hypocreales; Bionectriaceae.